Molecule: messenger RNA, 588 nt
Organism: Euleptes europaea (tarantolino)
Lineage: Eukaryota; Metazoa; Chordata; Lepidosauria; Squamata; Sphaerodactylidae
Gene: PAIP2B
Product: poly(A) binding protein interacting protein 2B
Exons: 3
Coding region: 12-401 (129 amino acids)
Biological process (GO): negative regulation of translational initiation
Cellular component (GO): cytoplasm
Molecular function (GO): mRNA regulatory element binding translation repressor activity
Source: RefSeq, a predicted model, not a curated record
CAGAUUUUAUAAUGAUGAAUGGUUCCAACGUGGCCAACACAACCACGACUUCAGCCACGCCUGCAAAAUCGAAGGAGGACCAGGUAGUGAAUGGGCAUGAUGAGAAGGAGAACAAUCCCUUUGCAGAAUACAUGUGGAUGGAGAAUGAGGAGGAUUUCAACCGGCAGGUGGAAGAAGAGCUUCAGGAGCAGGAGUUCCUCGACCGCUGCUUCCAGGAGAUGCUGGAUGAAGAGGACCAGGACUGGUUCAUCCCGUCCCGCGACCUGCCCCAGGGCAUUGGGCAGCUUCAGCAGCAGCUAAACGGGCUUUCGGUCAAUGACAGCCAUGUAUCGGAAGACAUUUUGAGCAAAAGCACCUUAAACCCCGACGCCAAGGAGUUCAUCCCCGGAGUGAAGUACUGAACCUGCCAGCAAACUUCACAGAGACAUUUUUUCCCCUUGAUGGGUGGGGUGGGGUGGGGGGCAGCAGGCCCUGCAAGCAGUGGUGGGAGAGAGACUCCUCACGGGUGACUCUGCGGGACUCUUCAGCUACUUAAUCCCUCUUUUCUUGCUGCAUCGUGGACAUUUUGAAACGAACUGACAAAAAGCU